Messenger RNA from Mustela lutreola (European mink), 1202 nucleotides. It is a transcript of the gene PSCA, whose product is annotated as prostate stem cell antigen. Lineage: Eukaryota; Metazoa; Chordata; Mammalia; Carnivora; Mustelidae. The transcript is spliced from 3 exons. Bases 16 to 648 code for a protein of 210 amino acids. The record is from RefSeq and is a predicted model, not a curated record.
CUCACUGUGAGCCCCAUGCCUCGCCCUGGGGGUGCUGAGAGACGGCAGACAGUGGGGAGGGCAGGCCUGUCCCGGACAGGCCCCACCUUCCGGCAGCAGAGGGAGAGGACAAGGGGCGUGGUGGGGCGGCCAGAGAUUGGGAUCUACCUGCGCUGGGGUACUUGCUGGCUGGGGAGCCCGUCCGUGUUGACCGUGGGCGGUGGAGCCUCCCCCUUGCCAGGCAAAGCCUAUAAAGCCACCCGGAGCCCAGCCCUGGGCCGCCCGUUGGUGACCAUGAAGGCUGUCCUCCUAGCCCUGCUGGCUGUCGGCUUGGCCCUGCAGCCAGGCUCCGCUCUGCGCUGCUACUCCUGCAAGGCCCAGGCGAGCAACCACGACUGUCAGCAUGUGCAGAACUGCACCAGCUCCGAGACGUACUGCUGGACCGAGCGCAUCCGUGUUGUUGACAUCGUGACCAGGAUUAGCAAGGGCUGCAUGUCGCACUGCAUGGACGACGCCCAGAACUACUACGUGGGCAAGAAGAACAUCACGUGCUGCUCCACUGACCUGUGCAACGCCAGCGGGGCCCAUGCCCUGCGGCCAGCGGCUGUCACCCUGGCGCUGCUCACCACUCUCGGUGGCCUGCUGCUGUGGGGUCCCAGCCCGCUGUAGGAUCCGGGAGGGCCCCACUGUGUCCCACACUGGCUAUCAGUGCCCAGGGGUCCUGGAGCGCUCUUCACACCCACUGGCCCAGUCGAGACCCCUCCGAGACCCCAGCUCAUGUUGGGCCAUGCCCCUCUGCCCCCUCCAGCCUUCUGUGGCUCCCUCCAGAAGCCCUGCCCAGCUCCCCCUGCUCAGCAGGCUGGGUCCCGUUGAUGUGGCACCGUUCCAAAUCCCUAGAACCCAGCCUGCACGUGGUCUGCGCAACACCCAUGUCGCAGCCCCCUCCUCAACCCCUGCUUGGGCAUUUCUUCCUCCGGCAAGACUUCUCUGCCCCACCCCCCAUCGGCAGAGCCAUUCCCACCCAUGAUUUCCCCCGCAACCAGCAAGGAGCAGGCACUUGGGAGGCCCCACAAAGGCUGAAUAGAAUUAGGGGCAGGGAGUGAGAGGUCCCAUGAGCCCCAAGAGAUGAGGUGUGGAGGGGGGUCCAGCUCCCCAUGGCCAUGGGAGUCCUGGGGCAGUAAGCCCAACCCACAGGAAGCCCUUAAUAAAAUCCCCCGACCUAG